Messenger RNA from Caenorhabditis briggsae, 1062 nucleotides. The transcript has 7 exons. Bases 1 to 1062 code for a protein of 353 amino acids. The record is from RefSeq and is a predicted model, not a curated record. NCBI's taxonomy places the organism in Eukaryota, Metazoa, Nematoda, Chromadorea, Rhabditida, Rhabditidae.
AUGGACCGGACUGAAUUGGCAAAAGUUUCAAUAGAAUCUGUGACCAAGUCGUACAAAGCAUGUCAUACUUGUUUCUGGAUGUUCCAUGUUUGCAAUCCGAUGCUCUGCACUGUUCUCUGGGCCAUCAACGCUCUCUUCUUCAUCUGGUUCCUCCGUUUCUGCGUUUCCUUAUGCUUUCCAGAAAAACGAAAAACAUCAACGGUAUCUUCGGCCAGGUCGACUGGAAGAACUUCUCAGGAUAAUGGCUCAACUGAAACUGCAAAUCUGCUCACGCCAAUCCCAUUCACCCCGUUUUAUGUUGAUAAUCUCAUGAUCGGCACGAAGCUCCUGAUCGGAGCAAUUCUCGUGAGCACCCUAGUGUCAUGUCAGCGUGCUCCGAUCGCUGGUGUUUCUCGUGGAAGCCAGGAGCAACGGAAUACUAGAGAAACCUUCCUGGCUGGAUCAGAAUUUGAAGAGAGUCUCAUCACCCAUCUUCUGAAUUCCUCGGCAAUGAUCACUCUCAACGAUGACAUCACCACCCUUCUGAGCAGUACCAAUCUCACGUACACCCUGGCUUCACCAGAAAAACCGUUUGUAUUCGUCGACCGCAACUAUUUCUGGAACCGCCAAGACUUUGUUGACUACGCUGACGCUGACAACACCACUGCUUACGCCUACAUCUGUGUGUUGAACGUUUCGCAGAACGAUGGAGUAUUCUCACAGAUCUACUUCCCGGAUGGUGAGCAAGUCUCGGAGAUUGUCUUCGGAUGUGAGACUUCCAAGGAGUGCUGUGGAAUGAAGUGCUGUGGAGAUGACGUUCUGAUCAAUAUCAUUAUCGUCGGAGCCAUCAGCCUUGCACUCCUCUUCCUUCUCCUCUGCAACAUCGUCAUCGGAUUCAAGAAGCGUCGUGAAAAGGCCAAGAAAAACGGAAAGUCCGCCUAUCAUGCCACCGACACCACCAACGCCAACGACGAAGUCAUCAGCGCGGACCAGAUCACCUACGAGACACGUCACCCGGCAAACACUCGUGGAAGUCCCACUGCUGGAAUCGAGACAAUCCAGCAGUCAACGAAGAAAAACUAA